Colias croceus (clouded yellow) is the source of this 2117-nucleotide messenger RNA. It is a transcript of the gene Ns3, whose product is annotated as large subunit GTPase 1 homolog. The record is from RefSeq and is a predicted model, not a curated record. The transcript is spliced from 11 exons. The coding region runs from base 117 to 2036 and encodes 639 amino acids. Gene Ontology annotation, biological process: ribosomal subunit export from nucleus. NCBI's taxonomy places the organism in Eukaryota, Metazoa, Arthropoda, Insecta, Lepidoptera, Pieridae. Gene Ontology annotation, cellular component: cytosol. Gene Ontology annotation, molecular function: GTPase activity; GTP binding.
UCAUAGUAAAUUUGCGCAUGUUUGCACGAUUAUUUGUAAACGAAAUAACCUUAAAGUUUCAUUAGGUGUUCAUUAGAAAAGAUUAAAAGAAAGAAAAAUACGCACAGACAUUCCAAAUGGGGAAGAAAAAUAAGGAUACUCUUGGACGUUCCUUAAUCAAAGAUAGAUUUGCUAAAAAUCGACAUCGACGUCAUGUAGAAGAUAAUACUAUGCUGCACACAACAGAAGUUAAUGAUGGAUACGAAUGGGGGAGACUCAACUUGCAAUCAGUCACAGCGGAAUCAUCUCUACAAGAAUUUUUGUCUACAGCGGAAUUAGCAAAUCGAGAAUUUAUCGCAGAGAAGCUUAAUGUGAAAUACGUCAAGUCCGCUCCAAGUGCUGUGGAACUGCAAACUUCACAACCCGAUUUUGAUGAACCAUUAACAGUCCCAAGAAGACCACCAUGGCGCCCAGGUAUCACAGCAGAGGAACAAAUAAGCAGAGAGAAGGACUCCUUCCUGGACUGGAGGCGUCACCUCAAUGAAUUGCAAGCUUCACUCGGAGCGGCCGUCACACCGUAUGAACGGAAUAUUGAGUUGUGGAAGCAAUUGUGGAGGACACUCGAGAAGUCUGAUGUGGUACUGCUUCUUUUGGAUGCUAGGAAUCCGUUGUUAUUCAGAUGUUUAGAUCUAGAAAAAUAUGCAACUGAACAAAAGUGCAAGAUUAUUCUUUUAUUAAACAAAGCUGAUUUGACUACAGAAUAUGUUCGAAAAUGCUGGGCUGAAUACUUCACAAAAGAGAACAUAUCAAUAAUAUUUUUCUCAGCCGCAAAGACAACAAAAGAGAGGAAAAUAUCAGAGGAGGAGAAAAUAGAAAAACCAGACACCAAUAUUGACUCUGGCACAGAAUCUAUCUCUGAUGAUGAUGAUGUUUCUGAUGAAGAAACAAAACCAGAUGAAAUAAAAGAAACAGAAGAUGACAUAGAAACAUUCAAAAAACAUUUGGGAGUUAUAAAUGAAGCCGUUACAAGCACAGCUAAUAAACUAGACGCAAUUCAAAUAGCGUUAGAUAAGGUUAUGGAAAAUCUGAGAUUAGAGAAACCUAUAGAGCCUUUUGAAGUGAAAGAAUCAGAAAAAAUUGAUAAACUAGAAAGUAUUAGUGAAUAUAUUGAAUCAAAUGUUGGCAAUGUUUGUAAUUCACAUGAAAUAUUUGGGAGGGAUAAAUUAUUGGAGGUUCUGAAGGCUAUGAAAGUGGAUAAAUUGAAGAAUCCUCCUAGAUUGACUGUGGGCAUGAUUGGUUAUCCUAAUGUGGGGAAAUCUAGUACUGUCAAUGUGUUAAUGCAGACUAAGAAAGUUAGUGUUAGUUCAAUGCCCGGACACACAAGGCACAUACAGUCACUAAUCCUAGACAAUGAUAUAGAGUUACUAGACUGUCCUGGGUUAGUGUUGCCUGCGUAUGCUGUAGCUCCCGAUUUAUUGCUCACUGCUGUGUUGCCGAUUGACCAGAUGCGAGCUCACGACGCAGCAAUGGCGCGUCUCUGCCAAUUGGUCAGUAAACACACGUUUGAAGAGAAAUAUGGACUGCUAUUGCCAGAAAAUGAGUCUACCGAUCUUGAAUAUAAGAUGAUUCUGACUGCUCAUGCUUUCAACAGAGGCUUCAUGACAGCGGCUGGUCAGCCAGAUCAAUCCAGAUCAGCUAGAUUAUUAUUAAAAGAUGCAGCAAGUGGUAGAUUACAUUGGGAACAGUUGCCGCCUGGCUUUAAACCUGCGUCUGUUGAAAUAUUGAUAGAGGAUAAGAAGAAUGAGACGAGAAAACCCACCCCGAGGGAGGCUAGGGCUGUUGAGGGUUGGUUGAACAAAUCAACUGAAAUUGACAACGCAUUCUUCUCGAUGCAAAAAAGUGGAGCGCAUGUUAAAGGGAAACCUAUUUUGGGGAUUUCUGGAGCGCAGACAACUGAUAAAAUGGUCAGCAAGCCCUGGAAGCAAGAAAAACGUCACGCCAAUAAAAAUAAGCGGGAAAAAUUAAGAAGAGUGUAUUCACAUUUGGAUGAACAUUAAUAUUCGAUAAAUAUCAUAAAUAUCACCCAUAAAAUGUAUUUGUGUUGUAAAUACGAGGAAAAAUAAAAAUACGUAUUGAAA